CCGCAGCGCCGCCUCCGAGACGACCCGUGCGGCCGCUGCGCUGCUGAUCGACGGCCAGACCCGAGCUUGCAGAGUGGUACCCGAGCCCCUCUCUCUCUCUCCGCACCGCAACGUGCAGCAGAUGAGAUGCGAGGCGCAGGCGGCGCAUGGUUGAUCCGCAACCGUCCAGCAGCGCGGCGCCGGGCACCGCGGCUCCUCCUCCGUCCAGGGGCGCUCCUCUCGAGUCCUACAUAAGCCGAGGUGCUCGACAGCGCAGCCAUCCGCUGCUCCACCACUCCUCUCCUCCACCCCAGCCAUGUCUUCUGCCUCGGCCUCCUCCUCCCGCGCACCCUUCACCCUCGUCGUGCACGGCGGCGCCGGCGACACGCUGCCGGGUGCGCACGAGGAGGCCGUGCACCGCGCCGGCCUGCGCGCCGCCCUCGAGGCGGGCUACGCCGUGCUGGCCGAGGGCGGCAGCGCCCUCGACGCCGUCGCCGUCGCCGUGUCGAGCCUCGAGAAUGACCGCUCCUUCAACUCGGGCGCCGGCGCCGUCUUCACCACCGCGGGCGAGAUUGAGCUCGAGGCGAGCAUCAUGACCUCCUCGCCUCCCGCCUUCCACGGUCCGGACUCCAAGGAUGCGCUCAGCACCACCUCCACCGCCUCCUCCUACGGCCUCACUCCCGUGCCCGCCCCCAUCCCCGCCGCACGUCGCCUUGCCGCCCUCUCGCUCGUCAAGCACACCAAGAAUCCCGUGCAGGCCGCACGUGCACUCUACCUCAACCCCGCCGCGGCGCCCCACACGUUCUUCAUCGGCGAGGAGAAUGAGAAGCUGGCGUGGAGCUUGGGCGGCAGCAAGUGUGUGGAGCAGGAGUACUUCUACACGCGCAAGCGCUGGCUUGAGCACCGUCGCGAACUUGGACUGCCCGACUACGACGAGGUGCACCCUUCGGAGAUGUUCGACGGCCUCGACAUUACUCUCGAUGGACAACCUCCGGCCUUCAACGCCGGCGUGCAGCCGCCGCACUACACUUCUCGUCUGCCCUCUUCCGCCAACUCGACGCACUCGGACUCGCCGGCGAAGAACCAAGGACCGCUGCCAAAGGGCACCGUGGGCGCCGUGGCGCUGGACCAGUACGGCGUGAUUGCAUGCGCGACGAGCACGGGCGGCAAGAACAACAAGCUGCCGGGACGUCUGGGCGACUCUGCGGCGCCGGGCGCAGGCUCCUGGGCCGAGACGUGGACGGACUCGCGCGCCAGCAGCUCGAACGUCGCAGCGGCCAAGACGCAGAGCAAGAGCCUCCUGGCCCGCGUUGCUUCGCUCUGCGGCUCCUCCAACGACGUCGAUGCGUCCAGCUCCUCGACGUCGACGCAGCCCGCCAGGCGCGGCGUAGGCCUCUCCUGCACUGGCGACGGCGACGUCUUCCUCAAAGUCUCGGCCGGCGCCCUGGUGGCGCAUCGCGCGCGCUUCCUCGGCGAGUCCGUCGAGACGGCUGCGGGCGCCAUGAUCGCCGAGUUUGAGGCGCUCGGCGGCGAAGGCGGCGUGAUUGCGCUGGAUGAAAAGGGCACGCCUUCGUUCAUCACCAACUGCAAGACGAUGAACCGGGGAGUGAUGAGCUCGAAGGAUGCAACGCCGCGCGUGGCGAUCUGGGCACACGAGGAGGUUCAGUAGAUGCGGGUGCGGGUUGAGAGUCACAUGGAACGAGACGAG
Messenger RNA from Tilletiopsis washingtonensis, 1687 nucleotides. Its product is annotated as N-terminal nucleophile aminohydrolase. The record is from RefSeq and is a predicted model, not a curated record. The transcript has 4 exons. NCBI's taxonomy places the organism in Eukaryota, Fungi, Basidiomycota, Exobasidiomycetes, Entylomatales. Gene Ontology annotation, molecular function: hydrolase activity. The coding region runs from base 296 to 1648 and encodes 450 amino acids.